Molecule: messenger RNA, 361 nt
Organism: Wasmannia auropunctata (little fire ant)
Lineage: Eukaryota; Metazoa; Arthropoda; Insecta; Hymenoptera; Formicidae
Product: probable cytochrome P450 4ac1
Exons: 2
Molecular function (GO): monooxygenase activity; heme binding; iron ion binding
Source: RefSeq, a predicted model, not a curated record
AGUCAUAUGUAGUACCUGCUGGAACAACGGUGCAACUUUUUAUUUACGGAGCUCACAGAGAUCCCAAUUUUUGGCCAGAUCCAGAAGCAUUUGAUCCAGAUAGAUUUUUACCCGAGAAUACCCGAAAUCGUCACCCUUACUUGUAUAUACCAUUCAGUGCUGGACCACAUAACUGCAUUGGUCAAAAAUAUGCCAUGCUGGAAAUAAAGGUGAUGGUAGCCUAUCUGAUACAGAAUUUCUACGUGGAGCCUAUUGAUUAUUUGAAAGAUGUUCAGUUGAACAUGGGUAUAAUAAUUCAUUCUUCUGAUCCAAUUCGUGUAAAAUUUGUUCCUAUCUCAUAAGAUUAUUACGUGUCUUUUAA